AGGAACGCCUUCUGUCAGAAAUAAAGCCGAUGUAGUGUUCAUAAUGGACUCGUCAGGAAGCAUUGGACCUGAUGACUACAAUCGCGAAAAACAGUUCGUCAAAGAUCUCACGAAUGUGUUUCAAGUCUCUCCUACUGAGGCCAGAAUCAGUACCAUCAUAUACAGCGAUGACCCAAAACUCAUCUUCGAUUUUGACACAUUCAACGAUAAGCAAAGUAUCAACACUGCUAUAGAUGACCUGGAGUAUUUAGGAAACAGGACGCGGAUCGACAAAGCACUGGCAAUGGCCAUGGAGGUGUUUUCAAAAUCUCGUCCAGCUGUGCCCAGAAUUGCAUUUGUCCUCACCGAUGGAAAGCAGACUGACGACUAUGAUGCGAAACCGCUGGACAUAGCUGUCCGACCGCUUCAUGACUUAGGCGUUCACGUUUACGUCAUAGGGAUUGGCACUUACGUCGACCCUGAAGAACUCAGACUCCUAGCAAGAAGACAAGAAGAUGUAUUCACCGUGAAUUCUUUUGAACUCCUACUCCAACAGACAUAUCGUAUUGUUAAUCGAAUAGACACCUACGAUGCAAUUCCACCAUUGGAGAUCACAGCCGAUAUAAUGUUCCUAGUAGAUUCAUCUUCAGCUAUCCCUAGAGCAACGUAUGGAGACCAAUUAAACUUUCUGCAAACAAUUGUUAACCAAUUCAGAAUAUCACCUCGUUAUGUUCGAGCGAGUGUCAUCUCAUACGGAAACACUGCACGGCUGUCCAUACCAUUCGGGACGCGUACAACUAACGCAGCAAUGAAUCGGUCCAUCGACUCACUCCCAUACGUUGGAGGCCAGAAACGAAUUGAUAGAGCAUUAUGGCUGGCUAACCAAACGUUUUUGCAAGCCAGACGUUUGGUACCCAAGAUUCUGCUUAUUCUAACCCAUGGUGGACAACUGGCGGAUGUUGGCACCAACUUACGGCUCCCUGUCAAGGCUCUUCGUGACCAAGGCGUCAGUAUCUUUGCAAUCGCCAUUGGUGAUGGGGUGGAUUAUUCAACGUUAAACUACAUUGUUGAAAAUGAUAAUCUCAUCGUUGACAAGUCUUAUAAGAGCUUGGAGCCAUACCUUCCACCGGCAGCUAGUUACAUCAGAGUGAAAUCAGAUUUCUCAACUCCGUUGAGUAAAGAUGCUGCUGUUGUCUUCCUUGUGGACACUUCUGAAGAAGUAGAAACGAUGGAUUUCAAGCGACAAAGAGAGUUUGUCAUUUCCUUAGCGAAGGCUUUCGAGAUUUCUGAAGAAGGGGUGCGCGCAAGUGUGAUAACAUACGGCAAGAACAGUCGUCCAACCGUGCAAUUCAAGGACUCUUCGGAUGUCGACAAAUUUAUAAAUGCAAUGAUCAGAACCAGUCAAAUAAAAGGACGUCGAAUGAUAGACCAGGCCUUGAUUAUGGCAGCCCGCAUGUUCCGCCAUCAUGACGAGGUAGCACCGAGGGCGGUGAUACUAUUCACAUCAGGCCCUCAUGCGGGUACACUUGACCAAUUGAAAAGCGCCAGCAAAAGUGUUACGGACUUAGGUGCGCUAAUAUACGUUGUUGCCAUUGGUCCCUCAGUGGCCAACAGCCAACUCGAGGAACUGGUGAGCAGUUCUGAUGACAUCAAAAGGUUACCUUCGUUCAUGGAUUUGCAGUCUGAAAUCCAUUUUGUUGGGAGAUACGUGAGCCUACAACAAGUUCCAGGACCUGGUUUUAUAGCAGAUGUCGUUUUCCUAAUUGAUGCGUCCUCUAGUGUGGGCAUCGUAAACUUCCGCAGGCAAAAAGACUUUGUUAAAGCGGUAGCCCAGGCCUUGAACUUUGGAGAACAAGCCACGAGGGCCAGUCUAGUAGUAUACAGUAGCACAACGAGGCAGGUUACGGACUUCAAUAGCCACAGGACACUGGGAAGGUUUAACGUCGCAGUGGACGGGGCGCCCUAUUUGCGCCGUGGGCGGCGGGUCGACACAGCAUUGAUAAAUGCAGCUCGGCUGCUUUCUAGGGCACGACCGGGUAUUCCCAGGGUAACAGUUCUCAUUACCUCAGGGAGGCGAGAUUCAGGCACCCCAAUCAAAGACAUAAGUAGACAACUGGAACUUGUCGGGGCGAAGUCAUUUGUGGUUACCAUUGGUGCUCUGCCAGAUUUAAGGGACUAUUUGGUUCUUAGCAAGCAAGAAGACAUCUUAAGACUACAGUCAUUCGUCGAUCUUCCCAGAAAACAGAAGUCGUUUUCGCAACAUAUAAUUUCUUCCUUCGAUGUAAAGGAGCCAACUCCAACUCCAACUCCAAGUACACCACCUGAUAAAAUAUCGCUAAACUUCAUAGCAGAUGUAAUUUUCAUCAUGGAUUCCUCUUCUUCUGUGUCUUCACGAGACUACAGUAAAGAAAAAGAGUUUGUCAAAUACCUUGCCACCUACCUUAAUGUUUCACCAGGGAACUCGCGCGCAGCCCUGAUAACUUACGGCAAUGCCGCGUCUGAGGUUAUCGAAUUCGACAUCAAACGACUGCGAGCAGACUUUGAAAGUGCAGUUGAAAAAGCGCCUUUUGUGGGGCGCAAUAGACGAAUAGACCGAGCUCUUGAGAAAGCAUCCCAGAUGAUGGCCAACGCUAGGCCUUGGGUUAGGAAGAUAGUUAUAUUGUUGACCUCCGGAAAGCAAUCUCGAGAGUCUGGCAGCAAAACACCUGGCGAAGCAGCAAUUCCUCUCUUAGACAAAGGAGUUUACAACUAUGUUGUGGCAAUAGGCCAGGAGCCCGACAUCUCUGAGCUACGGCCCGUGGUGCAGCAGCCAGCGCAAAUCUUCCGGAUGACUUCCUUUGACGACUUGGAGCCCCGAAAAACGACGGUUGGAGGAAUUAUCGUGGAAACGUCAACUGGACCACUAACAGAUAUCAUCGCUGAUAUCAUCUUCAUUUUGGACUCAUCCAAUGAUGUCACGCGGGAUGAAUACAAUAAAGAAAAAUCUUUCAUCAAGGAAUUUGCUAGAUACCUGAAUGUCGCGCCUGGAAAGUCGCGUGCUGCAGUCAUAACUUACGGCCAAAGCUCUGACGUAUUAUUCAAAUACGGCGGUUAUGACUCGCUGACAAUCUUCGACGUCGUCAUCAACAGAGCAUCGUACAUCGGAGGGACUCAGAGAAUGGACCUCGCUUUAGAUGAUGCAGGCCGUUUGCUAAGCGAAGCCAAGCGUUGUAUCCCUAGAUGGGUCAUUUUGUUAACUGCAGGAAGACACCCAAGUGACCCGAGAGUAAAAUCUUUACUGGAAGCGUCAAAACCCGUGAGAGAUCAGAGUGACAAGGUUUAUGUUGUUGCUAUAGGCAAUAAACCAGAUCCUAAAGAACUUAAAGAUAUAGUUAAAGACCCCAAAGACAUAUUUUCAGUUGGUUCAUUCCAAAGUUUGAAGUCUCAAGCCAGAGUGAUUGCCACUACAGUUGCAAACAGAAGUGACGUGGAUCUCUGUGUGAUCAAGACUUUCCAAGCCACCAUAGUCUUCCUCGUGGACACGACAUCAUCGAUCGGAACCUUGGAUUUCAGACGCCAAAAAGAAUUUGUGAAAUCCGUGGCUAAAUCUUUUAACGUUUGUCAAGACAGCUCUCAAGCGGCGAUAAUCACAUAUGGCUCGUUGACGUCGCAAAAGCGGCCGACGGAUAUCUACAAAGAUUUGUCUGCAUUCGAGCAAGCAGUGGAUAAGUCACAAUACAUGGGUGGACUUCGCAGGUUACACCUUGCUAUCGACACUGCAGAACAAUUGUUACGAACAGUUUCACCUAGCCAAAAAAGGAUUGUUGUGAUCUUGACAGGAGGACAACCUCUGAUACAGGAUGCCUUGUCGCUGAAACAAUCCUUCAAGACACUUCGUAAUGCUGGAAAUGGAGCGUUUGUCGUCGCCAUAGGUAACAACUACGAUAAGGAUGAGUUUCUUCCCGCUGUUGAUUGGCCAGAGGACAUUUUCAGCGUUUCUUCAUUUGAUAACCUUUUGCCACGGGCCUGCUCAAUUUCGAAAGCGAUUGCUAAGAGAACAGAUACAGAUAUCCCGCGUGACUUUAUGGCUGACGUAAUCUUCAUUAUGGAUUCCUCCGUCGAUGUUUCGCGUGCAGACUACGAGAAAGAAAAAGAUUUUAUCGAGUCCUUAGCAGGUUACUUGAGGUUAUCCACAGGUAGAACGCGAGCAGCGGUGCUGACUUACGGUUACACUACGACCCUUGUAGCUGAGUACGACAGUUAUGAAACACUACAAACUUUUAACAGUGCUGUGGAUGGAGCUUCUUAUAUUGGUGGGAAUGGACGUCUUGACUAUGCCUUUGAGUACGCUUCUAGGCAGCUGAUAGACACCAGCCGACAAUUAGUUCCAAAAAUCGUUCUACUUCUCACAGCAGGUCGACUGUCCCCAGACCAAUCCCUGAGAUUGUCAGCCCAACCACUGCAUGAUUACGGUUUUAAAGUGUUCGUUGCCAAAAUAGGCGACAAACCAGAUGUGAAUCAACUUCUUCCGACUGUGAAAGACAAGGCUUUUGUGAUUUCAGUACCCUCGUUCGACGAUCUUUCGCGAAGAGCGUUGCCUGUGGCUCAAAAACUCAGCAAACAUACAGAUCCAGAACUACCAUCUGACUUCCCAGGAGCAGAUGUACUUUUCAUGGUGGAUUCGUCAUCUGACAUUUCGAGCAGCAAUUACGAAAAACAGAAAGACCUCGUGAAAAAUUUGAUGAAAACUUUAGAUUCCUUUUCAUCCAAAUCUCGAAUCUCCUUUAUAACUUACGGCAAUAGACCUCGGGUGGUGUACGAUCUUGACAACAAUAUGAAUAGCGAAGCACAGCAGAGAGAAAUAGACUCGGUGCAACCAAUGGGAGGAAGACGGAGAAUCGACCGCGCCCUUGAAGAAGCAGUUCAGAUGAUGCAAAAUUCUCGGCCGGAUGUUCCUAAAAUCAUACUUCUUGUUGCGGCCGGAAAACAGAUUGAGCAAAAUGGGGUACAACCCCUUAGCUCGUACGGUACAGCCCUUCAAAGGCUCGGUGUAGAUGCUUUCGUGUUAGGAAUUGGUAAAGACAUUGAACAUCGGGACCUGGGACAAGUUGUUCGAGACGCAAAGAAUGUAUUCCUGGUACAAAUGUUCCAGAGUCUGAAUUCAAUUGACCGGCAACUGGCGUAUGAAAUCGUCACGCGGACCGUUGAUGGCAUGAUUGAAACUGAUGUUAUAUUCGUCAUGGACUCGUCCUCUGAGGUGUCACAGAGCGACUACGGGUACGAAAAGGAAGCUGUCAAAUCCAUGGCACGUUCCUUGAAAGUUCCUUCGGGUCAGUCUAGAGCUUCAGUCAUAACAUAUGGAAACUUUCCCUCUCCUGUGGUCAAGUUCGAUGGCUACAAGUCAUUUCCCGCUUUUGAAAACCUUAUCGACCGUGCACAACGCAUUGGUGGGCGACGUCGAAUAGAUCUAGCUUUGGAAGAUGCUGGUAAAUUGCUGAGGGAGGCAAGGCCCUCUGUCCGUCAAAAUGUCAUUUUGUUGACAUCUGGAAGAACACACCCUUUAUCAAGAGACUUGUACGUGUCAGCGCAACGAAUUUUCGGGAACAAUGCAGACUUACUUGUCAUUGCUGUAGGUAGAAGACCUAAUUUCAAAGAACUCACUGCGAUUGUACAGAAGCCGAAACAUGUUUACAAUGUGUCAUCAUUUUCCGACCUACGCAGAAAAUCAAAUGAAAUAACAAAGAUCGUCUCUCAAAUGCCAGACAAACCUACAAUUUACAAUAACUUCGUCGCAGACAUCGUCUUCUUAAUGGACUCCUCCUUGACUGUUGAACAAAAAGUUUAUGACAGGCAGAAAAACUUCAUCAAAUCCAUGGUGCGCUCCCUCAACUUGUCCACUGAUAAAUCGCGAGUUGCUGUUGUCAAUUACGGAGGUGAUUCAGUAGAAGUUGUUCGAUUCUCGUCGCCGCAAGAUGUAGCUGCUAUCGAAAAUAGAGUAAACAAUGCACGAAGGGUGGGAAGAAAGAGGGACAUUGCCAAGGCUUUGCAGUUUUCCGCCUCUCUCCUGGAAAAAUCCAGACCAGAUGUCUCUAAGGUGAUCAUCUUCCUUACGUCUGGGAGUGAGCUCUACCUCACGUCUCCAUCCCAGGUACUCAGGGACUAUGGUGCUGAUAGAUACGUGAUCGCUAUUGGAUCAGAUUUAGAUGAAGAAGAGUUAACUCCCAUUAUAGACGAACCACGUGACAUGUUUACCAUGAGAACUCCUCCGGAACUCACAUGGAAGACUGAAUACAUCAUUGAUGAAAUUAUCAAAAGAACAGUUACCAGAACAUCCGUUUUACCUCUUGACUUUGACGCUGACGUUUUGUUUCUGGUUGAUUCAUCUUCCGACGUGAGCCAAGAAAAUUACAACAGAGAGAAGAACUUUGUUAAAUCAUUGGCCUUUAUUCUUAACCUUAAACCUGGAAAAACACGUGCUGCAGUUGUAAUAUAUGGCAACUUUGCAAGGACUGUGAUCAGAUUCACAGACUUCGCCUCCCUGUCAUCUUUCUUUAGGAGGAUCGAUACACUGCCUUUCCUUCGAGGUAGAAGGCGUCUGGACAGUGCGCUAAUCGAGGGAGGAUCUGUCUUGGACACAGCUAGACCGUCGGCUGAUAAAGUCGCCAUACUUCUAACUGCGGGUCGGCAUACUCAAGAAGUAGGAGCUCCGCCUUUGAAUCAGGCCGUGGAAUCGAUACGAUCACAUAAUGCAAAAUUGUUCGUGGUUGCCAUUGGUCAGCGAGUGGAUGAGACGGAACUGAGACCAUUGACAAGAGAGCCUAUCGUUGUAUCUGGAUUCAACGUUUUGAUAAGGAAUUCAAUCAGAAUUGCCAAGGAUAUAAAGAAUAUUACAGAUCAAACAGACGUACCAAAAAGUCCAGGCGCGGAUAUAGUUUUUCUGGUAGACUCCUCUAGUGGCGUCACCGAGGACAAUUUCACGAAGGAAAAGGCUUUUGUUACUUCCUUGGCGAAACAGCUCAAUUUUGGGUCAGACAAGACGCGCGUGGGAAUAAUCUCUUACAGUGAUUACGCCACACUGGCAGCACGCUUCGAUGUCGUUAAGAACGAAGAAAACCUUCAAAGGUUACUCGAUGGAAUUAGACGGCUUCAAAGGGGUAGAAGAAUUGAUAGGGGGCUAAUAAGGGCAGCUCAGCUAUUCGGGGAGAGUAGGCCUAACGUUCGUCAGGUACUAGUGCUACUAACAAGUGGAAGACAUACAUCUAACGUGGAAAAUCCUUUCCGGGACGCCGUGCAACGGCUGAAGACGAAAGGUGUCGACAGAUUCGUUGUUGCUAUUGGACCAAAUCCAGAUCCAGAGCUGACUGCAGUUGUGGAAAGAAGAGAAGACGUUAUCUCAGUAUUUUCCUUCGACAGCUUGCAGCCGCAGGUCAUACCGAUUGCAAGGCACAUAAAAGAAGAAAAGAUACCACCCGGCUUCAAGGCUGACAUUAUUUUCCUGAUCGACUCUGCGUUUGAAGUCACUACCAACAACUUCAACAAACAGAAAGAGUUUAUUAAGGAUCUCUCAGCUUUUCUCAAUCUCUCGUCACGUGGCUCUCGCGUGGCAAUAAUUCUUUACGCCUCCUCUCCCAGCCUAAAGAUGGCGCUUGGAACACUGGAAACACCUGAGUCCUUGAGCCGUGGUCUUGACAGACUCGCACCUUUAACAGGAACGCGUAGAAUGGACCGCGCCUUGGAGUUUGCCUCUUUAAAGUUUGACAACAACCGUCCUCAAGCGGUGAGGAAAAUUGUAGUCCUCUUUGCCUCUGGUAAACAAGCUGGAGGAGGUAAACCCUUAAACGAGGCCGUGAAAAGAUUACAAGAAAUCAACGCAGAAACAUACGUUGUAGCCAUCGGUUCUCAAGUCAGUGAAUCCGAGUUACAACCAGUUGUUUCUAGGAGGAAUGACAUCAUUCGAGUGCCUUCCUUUGACAAACUCGCCUCCAAAGUAAAGCCUGUUGCUGAUCAAAUUAUAAAUGGCUCAAGACCAAUUCCACCUGAAUUUAAAUCUGACAUCCUUUUCAUAAUGGAUUCGUCAUCCCCUGUCAGCCGGGACGACUUCCAAACCCAAAAAGACGUUGUUAAGUCGAUUAUGAAAUCCUUUCACGUCAGACGCGGACAAUCUCGAGCCGCUGUUAUCACUUAUGGUCGGUAUUCGGAAAAGCUUUUACGAUUCAACAGCUAUUUGUCUCUAAAUGACAUCGAGAGUGUCGUAGACACAGCAACGAGUAUUGGAGGCUCGCCCCGAAUCGACGAAGUGCUGGUUGAUGCCGCUGAUGUCUUAAGAGAUGCCAUUCAAUCAAUCCCGAGAAUUGUCAUUAUGUUUACAACUGUUCGCGACCUCACUGAUAGACACAAGAAAGCUGUUGACAAAGCCGCGGAGGUGAUUCACGAUACGGGAGCCAGAGUCUACGUUAUUGCUUUCGGAAAGGACGUUGAUGAUUUGAGUUUAAAAAAGCUGGCUGAUUCUCAAGAAGAUAUUUUCAAAGUACCGACGAUCAAAGAUCUAAAUGAUUCAAUGGCUGUGGAGAUUUUCCGAAGAGUUGAAUUACCUAAACCAGUGGUACCAAUGGAUUUUACGGGCGAUGUUAUCUUUCUUGUGGACUCUUCCUCCGAAGUAAGUGAAGAGCAAUUCAAGAAAGAGAAACAUUUCGUUGCGUCGUUGGCUAAAACCCUUAACCUCCGUCCUGCAAAAACCCGAGGAUCUGCGAUAACCUAUGGAAGAUAUGCAUUGGUUGGAAUCGAAUUCAACGAUCAUCCAAACCCAGCAAUGUUUGAGCAAGCUUUACAAGGACUCUACCCAAUUGGGUAUGAACGUAGAAUGGACAAGGCUUUGCAAAAAAGUGCGGAUAUGGUAAAAGUUGCCCGUUCCUACGUCCCUAAAAUCGUCGUUCUUUUGACAGCAGGACGUCAGAGCUCUCCAAGAAAUACAUUGCCUCAAUCCGUUAAGCCGCUUAAGGACCAUGGUACAAGUGUCUUUGUUGUUGGAAUAGGCUCACGGCCAGAUAGUCAAGAGUUACACGCUAUUGUUGAGGAGCCUGGAGACGUGCUGAGGGUAUCGCAAUUUAAUGACUUUUCUCCAUCGAGGACGAGACAAAUCGCGAGGCACAUAGUGAGCAGAACAGAAAAUCGCACGCUAGACGUCGAUGCUGACAUCGUUUUCCUGUUGGACGCCUCCAGUUUUGUGUCUCGAGAAAACUUCGUAAAAGAGAAAGACUUUGUCAAAUCCAUGGCAAAAGUGUUAAAUGUUGCUCCUGAGUCUUCCAGAGCCGCUGUAAUACUAAUUGGCACUUUUCCCGAUACGAAAGUAACGUUCAAUGAGUACCGCACUUUGAGAGACUUCAAUGAGCUUGUAGAUAAGGCACAGUCCUUUGGUGGUUCGAGACGAAUCGAUCGCGCUCUAGAGGAGGCAUCAAAAGUGCUGGUGGACAGAAGGAGAGGUGUACCUCACGUUGUUGUACUCGUGACCGGUGGAAAGCAAUCACAAAGUGGAAAUAACAUUCCCUUUGAAAACGCCGUUAAGCCAUUAGAUAAAAUUGGUGCUCACACGUUUGUUGUUGCGAUUGGGCAUGAUCCAGAUACAUUAAAAAAUGUUUUACCGGUACCCUCCUUUAACGACCUUCAGUCUCGUGUUUACAAAAUGGCAAGACAGAUCAAGACCACUAGUGAGCCAAAACCAGCAAAUAUCUCCGCAGAUAUCAUUUUCCUUAUGGACUCUUCAACUUCUGUUGACCGAGGGGGGUUUGAUAAACAAAAGAACUUUGUGAAAUCCUUAGCAAAGUACUUCAAUGUCUCACCAAGAAAUUCCAGAGCGACUGUUGUCGCCUAUGGUAACACCACUCGCACCGUUGUCAAAUUCAGUGAUUAUCAGUCGGAAACAAACUUUAACGACAUGCUUGAUAGACAGCCGUGGAUAGGGGGUGACCGACGUAUCGACCGCGCUCUAAGGACAGCGGAAUCCUUAAUGCGCCAAGCACGUUCAGAAGUUCCAAAAAUCCUUAUCCUACUCACAGCAGGUAGGCAGCCCAGAAGUCCUGAUGUUACGCCAAUUGGAAUAGCUGCCCAGCCAUUGAGAAAUAUGGGAAUCAAGAACAUUGUUGUCUCGGUUGGAAGCGAAAUAGAUCGCAAAGAUCUGCUUGGUAUGGUUCAAAGUUCAGAUGACAUAUUCAGCGUGGCGCUGUUUGAUGACCUUCGCUAUGAGGUGCAGCCAGUUGUGAAAUACGCUGUUAAUUUUUUCGAAUUGCCCAUCUUUGAUAUAAAGGCAGAAGUCCUCUUUCUAUUAGACGCCUCAGACCAGACUGGGCGAGAAAACUUUGAAAAACAAAAAACGUUUAUCAAACUACUGGCUCGAUCUCUUAAUGUGUCUCCCGGAAAAUCCACCGCGGCGUUGAUAGCAUACUCCUCAACUGCAACAAUUAACAUACCUUUGGGUAGUUACAACACUGUCCAAGAAUUUGAACGAAACGUGGAUAGGACACGUUUCCUUGGAAACUCUAGGAAAAUGUAUCGAGCAUUGGAAGAGGCGGCUUACUUAUUUCAAAAUGCAACAGAAUCUGACGUUGAAAGAAAGGUCAUUCUGAUAACUGGUGGGAGACAGACAUCAGACGAAGAUGAGGAGCCAUUGGAAAAAUUUAAGAAGUUGCUUCUUGAUGUUGGAGCGCUCCCAUUCAUCGUUGCCAUAGGGAAAGACCAUGACAACCAAACACUGAGAGCAGUUGUUGAGGAUCCCGGCGAUAUUUUCAGGGUUCCAACGUUCAUUGAAUUGUCAUCUUCUGUAUCUUCCACUGCUGCCAGGGUAGCUAACAGGAAAGCGCCUCCCAUAAUACAAGACGAAUACAUUAUCUUCCUCAUGGACUCUUCAUCUACCGUGCAGCGAGAACAGUUCCAAAGACAAAAGAACUUCAUUAAGUCUUUGGCAGAAUAUUUGCAAGUUGGAAGCUCUGAUAAAACCAAGGCUGCCGUCAUCAACUACGGAAGUGUCCCUUCAGGAAUAAUUACGUUUGAUGAUUACACGAAUAUUCGAGGCUUUAAAAGUGGUAUUGAUGGGAUUAUUCCUGUUCGAGGAAGCAGACGAAUCGACCAAGCCCUCGGCGAGGCUGCUGUCAUCCUGAGAGGAAUUGAUCAAUCGUCCAAGAAAAUUCUUGUACUUCUAACGGCUGGGCAACAGGCUAAAGAAUCUGAUGUUACCCCUCUCGAUGUGGCUAUCCGACCAAUACGAGACAUGAAAUCCCACAUGUACGUGGUCGCACUUGGAAAUGACCCCAGCACGCCAGAGCUUCGUCCGUUAGUGGCAAAACUGGAGGAUAUGUUUCGUGUGCCAUUUAAUUUCAUGGAACGUAUAGUGCCAAGUAUCGUUGAUCACAUACGUAAAGAAAAUCCGUACCCUGGGCCCACACACGACGUUGUGUUUCUAAUGGACACAUCUGAUGUUAGCAGAUCCGAUUUCUACCAAGAGAUCCUCUUUGUGAAAUCUUUAGCCAGGGAACUGAGUGUAACUCCAUCUGAAUUUCAAAAGGCUGUUGUCAGCUACGGAAACAAAUAUUCGCAAGUAGUGCGUUUUGACAGUUAUGACUCUCUCAGGGAUUUCUACACUUCCAUCGACGCCAGUGUCUAUCAAGCUGGAGCGAGAAGAAUGGAUAGAGCAUUUGAGGCGGCGUCGAUGAUUUUGUCAUCAAGAAAUCCAGCAUCAAAGAAAACAGUAGUUCUUCUGACCGGCGGUAGCAACUCUAGGGAGGCUGACCCCAACUCUCUUGCACGUUCAGUUCAACCUUUGUUCAAAAUGGAAGCAACUGUUAUAGUCUUGGCAUUCGGCAACAGAUACGAUGUUCAAGAACUUCUUCCAACUGUGAAACACCCGAAAGAUGUUCGCCCAGUGCCGCAAGCUUAUGAUCUUGUCCGAUACGUCAGCGAAAUUUCAAAGCGCAUCAUUAACGGUGCCGAUGAGCCCAAGACACCAAAAAUGGAUGCCGAUAUCCUAUUCAUCAUGGAUUCUUCUUACGAAGUCAAUCAAGAGGAGUACAAAUCUGAGAAAGACUUCAUCAAGUCUCUUAUUCGAAGCCUGAACGUGUCGUUGGAUACAUCUCGUGCGGCCUUGAUUUCCUACGGUGAUUUGGGGUCACUAAACUCCCGUUUCAUUGGCCUUAAAAGCCUCUCUGACUUUGAUAAGUUGGUUGACAAUGCUACGUACGUUGGCGGAGAAAGAAGGAUUGACAGAGCCCUGGAAAAAUCGACACAAAUUCUGAACGAAGCAAGAGCCGGAUCGUCCAAGUUUGUGAUAUUCCUCACUGGUGGAAGACAAGCAAGUAGCGGAAAGCCUCUUGACGAAGUGGUGGGACCGCUUCGCGAAAACGGUGUCAAAACGUAUGUCAUUACUAUUGGAACGAAAUCAGAUGCGCAGGAAUUGAGACCACUUGUCGCCUCUCCAGAAGAUUUGGUUUCAUUACUUUCAUUUAAGGAGUUAAAUUCUCAUAUAUCAAAGAUUGCAAGUCACAUAAGUGAGAAAGCAGUUUGUUUGAGACCAGAUUACAUCUUAGACGUCGUUUUCCUCAUGGACACAUCAACUGAAGUCGACGAUCUGAGCUUAGACAAGGAAAAGGCAUUUGUCAAGUUACUGGCUAAGUGCCUUAAUGUCUCACCAGGGAAAUCGCGAGCUUCUGUGAUCACAUUUGGUACCACUACUUCUCGUGAAAUUGAUUUUAACAGUUAUGAAAGUACACAAGCAUUUGAAUCGUUAGUAGACCGCAUAUCAUCCAUAGGCGGAGACCGUAGGAUAGAUAAGGCCCUCGAAGCUGCAGCAGAGGUUGUUGAAAACUCACCUCCCUCCGUCCCCAAAUUGGUUGUUCUUUUGACAAGUGGUCCACAACCCGCGAAUGCUCUAUCUUUCUCUGAGGCUGCAAUACCCCUGCACUCAAUAGGCGCCAUGUUUUAUGUUGUUUCCAUUGCCAAUGAUCUCGACAAGAAGUAUUAUGAAGCGCUUGUGGAUCACCCAUCACAAGUGUCCCAGGCGUCCUCUUUUGGAUCACUGAACUAUGUUUUGCCAAAAGUGACACAAGGGGUGGAACAGGGUGCCAGUAGCCGAAUGCAUUUGAAUGCUGACGUUGUAUUUCUGAUGGACGCCUCCACGGCGGAGAACACAAGAUAUUUUCAAAGUCAGAAAGACCUCAUCAAAUCAAUAGCAAGGAGUAUUGGAAGUUCACCUGCUAAACUGCGUGCAAGCUUGGUCAUAUACAGUUCUUCUGCAACUGUGUUAGCAAGUCUAAAUUCUUAUACUAACUUGCAGAAAUUUGAAGUAGACGUUGACAGGGCGCCAUAUCUCAGAGGCACAAGACGAAUGGACUUUGCUCUUGCAGCCGCUGCCCGACAGCUGUCGCAAUCGAGACCAAACGCCGCGAAGAUUGUCAUUCUGAUCACUACCGGACUACAGGCUCAAGUGGUUGGCAUGAAACCUUUAGAUGAGGCAUCCAAACCAUUACGCGAAGCUAACGCUAACAUAUUUGUGAUUGGCAUCGGUAAACAGCCCGAUCUCCGAGAGCUUGUCCCCGUCACGAACAAUCCUGUCAAGAUCAUUCCAACCCCAGACAGGGUCAUCGUUAACCUACAUUUGUGGUUAAGGCAACUGAGACAGCAGGUCAACAACGAAAAAGAAUCACCACUCAUAUACAAGGCAGAUCUCAUAUUUCUUUUGGACUCGUCCAACGAUGUCAGCACUAAAGUUUUCAAAGAACAGAAAGACUUCAUCAAGUCAAUCGUUGGAAAAUUCCUUAUCGCAUCGAACAAAACCAGGGUGGCGGUGGUUAGCUACAGCUCUAGAGCUUCAUCUGUUAUUACUUUCAGCACCUUUGAUAACCCUCUCGAUCUGGUUAGAGGCAUUGAUAGCAUUCGGUACGUUGGUGGUAUCAGGCGAAUGGAUGCAGCCCUUAAAGAAGCCAACAAACUUCGAGAAACAGCUCGAUCAGACGUCCCGAUCUAUGUUAUAUUUCUGACGGCUGGCCGUCAAGCAUCGACAGCAGUUUCUACUCCACUCGACAGGGCGGCGCAACCAAUACUUGACUCCACUGCACGUAUGUUUGUUGUGGGCAUUGGCUCUCGUCCCGAGGAGAUGGAAUUAUUUUCCAUGGUGGAACGUAGUAGAGAUGUCUUUAGGUUUCCCUCAGAGAAAAUGAAAGAAGAAGUUCCCUUGUUUGUGAUUAACAUGGCUUCCCAAACAGGUGCAACAGUUCCGAGAGACUUUAAAGCUGAUAUUCUGCGCUAA
This is a messenger RNA of Pocillopora damicornis (cauliflower coral), 14248 nucleotides long. RefSeq lists its product as uncharacterized. Lineage: Eukaryota; Metazoa; Cnidaria; Anthozoa; Scleractinia; Pocilloporidae. Gene Ontology annotation, molecular function: peptidase inhibitor activity. The record is from RefSeq and is a predicted model, not a curated record. Gene Ontology annotation, cellular component: extracellular region.